AUAGACUGCACACUAAAAGAAACACAUACUUACCAGAAGUCAGAGAGAGAUGGCUAAUACUGCAGAACAAGACGCAAUGUAUCCAUCCUUUGUAGACGCAAGAAUUUCAUUCUCCAAUGAUUUUGCAGACAGUGAUCAUCUGACGCUUCAUCAGACAAUUUCAUCAAGAAAGGAUCAGAUGAAGUACAAGGAAGCUCCUGUUUCGUCUGAUUUCAAAUUCAAUGUCGAAAACUACGGUUUUAUAUCUGCGGCUGAUGAGAUCUUCUUUGGUGGAGUUUUGUUGCCAUUGGAGAAGACUCGUCAGCGAAAAGUGACCACACUUAGAGAAGAGCUAAGCGUUCAAGAUUCUGACCGUACGAACUCAAAGGGAUCUCGUAAUUGGUGGAAACUAGGUCUAAGUAAUCCCAAGAAAAUUCACUCCAAGAACAACAACAACAACUUCCACCUUCCCCACAAAUCUCAGAAUUGUCUUGCGAGUAUAUUGGAAUCUGAUGACUGAACGAUGGGCUCCUAAAACAUUUAGCUAAUUACGACGAACUAGACUUCUAAUGCUAAUGACAAAAUAAUUUAUUUCCGAUUUUUUAUUGUUCUUGUUUUUCUUUGAGUUCUCGACUUAUCUCUUAUUAUAAUGUAGUUUCCCCGUUAUUCUGACCUGUGAUCGUGACUUCAUUAUAAAUAAGCAAUUCGUAU
Messenger RNA from Brassica oleracea var. oleracea, 690 nucleotides. RefSeq lists its product as uncharacterized. The coding region runs from base 50 to 499 and encodes 149 amino acids. Lineage: Eukaryota; Viridiplantae; Streptophyta; Magnoliopsida; Brassicales; Brassicaceae. The record is from RefSeq and is a predicted model, not a curated record. The transcript has 2 exons.